GGUCACGCUGGGCGCGUGUGAUUGUUUUCCGAAUGAAGGCGCACGUAGCCUGGCGGAUAUACUCACUCUGCUCCCGGUACCGGAGAGAGGAGAUCACUCUCAGCAUGCAGGAGCUAACAGACGAGUCCCCAGCCGGCUUUAACCAUGGCUUCAUGUUACUGAAGGAGCUGAACUCUCAGAGAGGAAUGGGUCAGUUCUGCGACUGUGUUAUUCAGCUCCAGGUCCAGCCGGGGAGGCUCUUCCUCGCCCAUAAAAGCGUCCUGGCUGCAUUCAGCCCGGUGCUGGCGUCUCUUCUCCCGCGCCAUGGCGUCCUCGUGGACCUAAACCUCCCGUACCUCAGUCCAGAAACCCUGGACAUUCUCCUGGACUACAUCUACACGGGUACCCUGCCCCUACAGAGCCAGGAGGAGCCCGUACUCUCUGCCGCCACCCACCUGCAGAUGGAGCAACUGCAGCAGGCACUCCGGUGGAGGAGGAAGGCGUUGGCUGAGAGCACAGAUAGUGUUCAAGAUAAACCCAACCGGAAGAGAAGAUUUAUGGAAGAGCAAUCUCAAGAUAUGACCCCUCUAUCCUCUCCAUCCCAUUACCCAUAUGGCUCAGAACAACCUGUGUCAUCCUCUCCAAGCUGUGAGGUGGUCCCAGUCAUAUGCCAUGGCAGGAUGGCAGGAAACAGGGACCCCAGUUUCAGUGCCGCACAGUCUGGAAAUGUCUCGGACACCAGCAAACACUCCAGAGAGCCAUCUCAAUAUGGAUACCCUCAACCUUCCUUGCUGGAUCAGUUAUUUGAGCCUGCACAGACCAAGCAGUACAGGUUUCUGGAUGUCCUGUCGCAGAGUUCUCAAAAAGACUUUCCGGAGGCAGUUGGCAGUCGAUCCAGAAGCUCCAGCGAGAGUGGAGAACCUCAGACUGUUGCAGCUCACAAAGAUAGUUUUGCUCAUCAAAUUGCUUGUAGCAUUAGUGACAAAGAUUUGUCUUCUAAAACCGAAUGCGGUCAAAACAGGAUCCAAGGUUGUCUGCAGUUUACCAGAUGCGACAGUAGUGGGGACAGCAAAUGCCUUUCGGAUGCAGACAGUACCCAAUCCUCUAAUGCUUUUGAAUUAGGUAAAGGGGAACACCUUGCAGAACCUCUUUCGGAUACCUUCAGUGGAAGGAAUUCAUACAACAGAUCCAGAAGUCCUAGAAGUCAAGCCCUUCUUCCAUUGGAAGAUUGCGGCACUACUGACACAAGUGAAGCAAAUUGUGAAAGAAGGACUUCAGAUCCAGAGGCAUGGUAUGAAAUUGGUCAACCUUUUGCACAAAAGACCCUUCAUGAGGGCAAGACAAUGGAAAAAUCAACCACUAGACAAGCAGCCAUCGAAGCAGAACCUCAAAGGACAGACUUAAUAGAAAGCUAUGAAUUCUCCCAGGAAACCAGGACCUAUCAAGGACACUUGCGCUACCAGUGCCUCCUGGAGCAUCAGCACUCUAGGGUAGACUCAAGUGACUCGGAUAGUGACCGAGGGUGUCUGGUCUCGAACACUGAGGCGAAAGAGAGUUCCAGAGUUUUGGGGACAACAGACAUCUCUGAGAUAUCGUUCUCCACCAGACGAUUGUCCACUUCUUCCGAGGAACACUCCGCAUCCCAUCCAUUCCAGUGCUCCAUGUGCGAUCGGGCCUUCAGCCAGCGAGGUUCUUUGAACAGACACAUGCGUUCCCACCUGGGCGUUCGGCCAUACUCCUGUCCAAAGUGCUCGAUGUCCUUUUCUCGGCAGUACCGUGUUACCGAGCACAUGCGUGUGCACCAGAGAAGCUGCGAUGGCCAAUCUGAGGUUCGCCCGAGGACCGCAUCUACAGGGAUGGAUGUUUGAAAGAGGAAUCUAGCAGUUUUCCAAGUCUACAUUUACUCAACAAGAGGAUUACCAGAUGCCUUCGUUACCAGAUGCCUUCGGUUCCUCAGGAAGUUCUGGUGAGGAACCAGGUCUUGCUUGCAGGCUUGGAUGCAGUGGAGACUGGUGUUGCCCUUGGGGAAGCUACUCUUCUUACAGGGAUAGAGACCAGUGGUGGUGGAGAAAGAUCCUUGUCCUGCUUUGAAUGGGGAUUUAAAGGAAGUGAAAUUCUUUGAGGAUGAUCAAAGAUAAGGAGUUAAUUUAUUUCACUAUAAAUCCAAAGAGAAAUAUUCAAAAGGAUAUACUGUAUUUAAAGAUACCUUUUCAGAGGUAUGCCAAAUCAGGGAUUACGGAUUAAGCCCCGCCCUUCAAUGUAAAGAGCCAAUCAGGGUAUGCCAUUAACAGAUAAGAGCCAGCGAUAUUGUUACACCAGUGGAAACCCUCAUUGAUGUGGAAAUUUGCGCAAGUGCAGUAGCCUUAACAAGCCAAAAAUGAUUAUAUUUUUUGUGCAUCAUUAAGCCAAACGCUACUAUCCAAACUAUCUAUACGAUUUCUGGACUUGUUUGAAUGUAAAAACUGUCUAGGAAUAUUGGAAAGAUGGCCAUCAAGUGAACAAAUUGGCUUUUUCUUUGAUAAAAGACUUUCAAAGACAUUACUUUUUGGAAACAUUACUGAGUUUCAAAUGGCAAUGGACACCUGAGACUGACACUGAGACUA
Astyanax mexicanus (Mexican tetra) is the source of this 2582-nucleotide messenger RNA. Its product is annotated as hypermethylated in cancer 2 protein. Gene Ontology annotation, molecular function: protein binding; RNA polymerase II cis-regulatory region sequence-specific DNA binding; DNA-binding transcription factor activity, RNA polymerase II-specific. Gene Ontology annotation, cellular component: nucleus. Gene Ontology annotation, biological process: regulation of transcription by RNA polymerase II. Bases 33 to 1847 code for a protein of 604 amino acids. NCBI's taxonomy places the organism in Eukaryota, Metazoa, Chordata, Actinopteri, Characiformes, Acestrorhamphidae. The transcript is spliced from 3 exons. The record is from RefSeq and is a predicted model, not a curated record.